Molecule: messenger RNA, 6360 nt
Organism: Prorocentrum cordatum
Lineage: Eukaryota; Dinophyceae; Prorocentrales; Prorocentraceae
Source: the annotation of a GenBank genome assembly
AUGUUUGGCAGGCUCGGGGUGCCCGACGCCUUGCUGGACGGCGCGCGGGAGGCGCUGCGGUCGGCGAGCGUCGCGACCUUGGUGUGGGUUGGCCAGGGGUCCCAGAGUUGCCCUGCGUGCCCGGACUGCCCGAGCUGCCCUGAGGUCAGCUGCCCCGAGGUGGCGGUGGAUCUCGGCAAGUGGAGGCUCGUCGCGGUGCUGCUCGCCGGCCUGGCGGGGCUCGCUGCGGGCUGCUGCGCGAGACCUAUCGCUCCGGCGCGCCUAGUGCUGGUGCGGUACGGGGGCGGGGAGGCGUACUGGCACGAGCGCCUCCUGCUCUGCAAGGUGGAGGGGACGACCUGGGUCAUCGCAGCGCCUGACGGAGAUGUCUGUCCAGAGGACAUCUACGGUCUCAACGGCAAGCCGUGCUGCCAGGGGUCGAUCCCGCCGUCCAUCCCGGCAAAUGCCCUGCUGUAUAGGUUCGCGCCGCUCGGACAGAUGCACACACCAGCAGAGUGGCGUCAGAUCUUCGAGGACGGGAUCGCGACCGCGCAGAUGGAGAGGGCCAUUAGGGGCAUCGACGACGCGGCCGCUGAUGCAGAUUCUGGCGCUGUGCGCGACCGUGUGGCGUUGCACGUGUGGACCGCUGAUGCUGGGCUGCCAGGCGGGCCACCCGCUGCCGCCGGUGGCGCAGGGGACGUGGCCGUGGUGCCCGUGGCCGCGGGGCCGCCUGGGCUGGGAGGGCCCCCGCCCCUGCCGCUGGCGGCGGCACUGCUUGCGGGUGGGCUCGCCGCUGCGGGCGGAGGCGCCGCCGUGCCGCUGGCAGGAGGGCCCUUGGGAGCUGAUGCUCCGCCAGGGGCCGCGGCGCCGGCCCAUCGCCAGUGGAUCGUGGUGGCUAACGAUGGGCAGCCAGGAGCCCCAGCAGUCGGAGCUGACUGGAGUGUGGACGCGAGUGCGGUCAUCGUUGGCAACUUCGCUCUGGUCAAGCUCGGCUGCUCGACCCUCGUCUUGAAGAGUAUCGACGUCGGCAGCAAGCAGCUCAAGCUGGUCGCCAGGCGGGGCGAGCUUGAGCAGGCCACUGACGCGCGUGUGCUGCCAGUGCUCUAUGACCAGAUGGGCCAGCGGUUCCGCUCGUUCGUCGACGCAGUGGGCCUGCUUGAGGAGCCUCGCUUCACGGACUUCCCGAUCCAGGGUCCGAGGGCCGAGAAGUGGAUGCGGGACGCCCACGUGCCGGACAACGACAGGGUCAAGCACGAGCAUAGCAGUCUCAUGGAGAUCCUCGAGUAUGCGCUCACAUAUGACCUCGGCGAGAUUUUGUUUGAGGCAUGGCGGAUGGUCGCCAGCGUGACCUACUACCUCUGCCAAGGCUGGGCGAGACUGAAGUCCCACGUGGCGCUCUCAGUCGUGGAGUUCAGCAGCGUGUUUGUCGUCGUGCGUGGGUUGACAGGCGCGUCGGCGAGACAGUCUGGGCCCUCUAUGAGCUUGGAGGGGUUGGCAGCACACCGCACGGUGGUCCUGGUGGAGAGCAGGCUCGUUCUGCUGUUGCUAUGGUCCGAGAUGCUGUGUCUGCCAUGCCCUUGCCUCGCGAGCGGCCCGCUCCGCAUGAAGCCCUCGCGGCGCUUCUGCGUGCAGGCGCUCGCUACGGAGACAGCGAGUGCGCCGGGGACAUUGCACCGUUUGGUUUGGCGCCUGUCUCGCUGCCGGGCCGCGGCCUGUCAGGGGUGGAUAUCUACCAGCAGCUCCGAGCAGGCCGUCUACUCCGCCAGUUUUGACAUCGAGGACUACUUCCAUGAACUCAGGAUCGAUGAGGAUCUUUCGCAGUACUUCGCGCUACCCGCUGUUCGGGCAUCAGCAGUCGGGGUGGAGAGCAUCGAUGGCGUCAAGGUCGACGCCCGCGAGCUCAUCUACCCGGCGCUGCAGUCUCUGCCCAUGGGGUUUUCGUGGGCCAUGUGGGCGGCCCAGCUGGUCGAGGCUAUGCACCUCCAGGCGCUUGAAGGCGCCAGGAAGGCUGGGUUUCACGUCCACGAGAUCGAGCGCGUCAGUGCUUCCUUGGACGUCAUUAGUGUGCACUUGGACGGCGAGAGGGAGAUGCGGGCCAUCCUGGGCCACCUGUGCUUCGCCUUCUUGCUGCGCCGCCCUUGUCUAUCCUGCGUUGCGGCCUCAUUUGCCUUUGCCGAGUCCACUGGGGACGACUGCAAGAACCUCUGGCCCAGCGUCAAGAGGGGGCGUCUCCUCGCCGCCGCGAUCUUGCCGCUGGUAUACGCGGACAUCGCGGCGGGCUGGCUUGACCAGGUUCAAGAAGGGCCCGCGGCGCAAGCACAGGAGGCGGCCCUGGCGGGCUAUGACGUCGCCGAGCCUCCGGUGGAUAGGGGCGGCAACCUCGCAGCUGACAGCGACGAGGGCGCCUGGCUGGCCGUCGGGGACUUCCCAGAUGUCGAGCCCGCCGCAGUCAAGGAGGCGAAGUGGGCAGUGGUCGCCAAGCGCCCUUGUGGUAGUCACGAGGGUACCGUCCAUGUCAAAGAGGCGAGGGGCGCGAAGCUCGGCCUCAAGCAUGUGGUCCGAUGCGGCCGAUGGCGGCACAGGAAGGUCCUCAUGCGGGUCGACAACAUGGGACUGGCGCUGGCGCUCCAAAAGGGUCGAUGUCGCGACCCAGCUCUCCUCGGCCAGUUUCGUCAGAUGGCCGCUUUGCAGCUUGCCACUGGGCUGCGGGCGCAGUUCCGCUGGAUCCCGUCCGAGGUCAAUCCUGCAGAUCGACCGAUGCCUGGCGGCGUGACGACGCGCGAGGUGGCCCAUCGGAUCGAGAUCUCCCCCGCUACGCACAUGGUCAGCCUGGAGACUCGACUUCGCGGGCAGCAGCCUCUGGCGGACGAAGGGUCAGGACCAUCCGAGCAGGCGAGCCUGCCCCGUCCCCCGGCGAUGCCAGCCGAGCGUCCAGGCGGCUCGCGGAGAUCGCGGGCCACAACCUCGACAAGGCAGGCUGCCGCGCGCAGGUCUGCCAGCAGCGGAGGUCUUUCUUACCUCGAGAGUAUCGCGGUGAGGCUUGUCCAGGUCGAGGACUACCACAGGCGGAUCGAGGAGUUCUAUGGGUUCGUCCUCCGCCAGGGCUUGAGCACCUGCACCCUGGACGCCCCGGAGGCAGCGCUACUGAGCUGGGCGGGCGACCCGGGCUUGGAGGGCAGGAAGAAGCACGACGGCGGGGAGCUGAAGGCGGCUGUCCUGCUCUACUGCCCGAGCCACAAGAGGACCAACACCGGGCCACUCGCCAGGUUCGAGAGGUGCCUGAAGGCGUGGGAGCAUCGGCGGCCUGCGAUGGGCAGAUUGCCACCGCCGUAUACGACGAUGUGCGGGCUGGCAGUGGGUCCUCCCCUCCAGAACCACACAGACACGGCGGUGGCCGUGCUGGUCGCGCUCAGCGCCUACUUGCGGCCAGGGGAGCUGCGCGGUCUCCGCGUGCGCGGCGUCGCCCCUCCCGCGCGCGGCUGCGGGGCGGAGCGCCAGAGGUGGUCGCUCGCCCUUGGGCCGUCGGACGGCCAGGGCAACCCGACCAAGACAGGCGUGUGCGACGACAACGUGACGAUAGACCACGAGAGCCUACAGCUCCUCGGGCACUUCUUCGAAGGGGUCGGCAAGGCGAUGGCGAGGUGCGGCAUCUCGUCGCUAGAGGUGGAGAUCCAAAGCGGCCUCGACCUGCUCGCGCCAGGUGUAAUGGCAGCCCUGCUGAAGCUGGUGAGUUCAGGACGGGCCGAGGAGGCGCCGCGGGACGAGGGCGGCGGCAUGAGCCAGCAGGGAAAAGUGAAGCUAUUCAAAGUGGACAAGGGCUUCGGAUUCAUCACUGCCAAGGACGGCACAGACGUAUUCCUGCUAGGCAAGUUCUGCGUCGACGGUGGUGUCCCUCAGAAAGGAGACGUCGUGCGCUACGAUGUCGAGCCGAGUUCCGUCGAUCCCAAGAAGUUCCAGGCCGUCAACGUGACAGGCGGCACCGGCGUGCUACUUGCGCCAGAGGACAGCGGCGCCGCAGCCAAGGAACACAAGGCCGAGGAUAACCCCGCCGCCCUGGUCGUGGCGAAGGAGACAUCCGAUGUCACGCCGGAGCCUCCGUGCGCCAAGGAGGGGUCAGACACCGCGGAGGCGGCAAGCGCCGAGGCAGCCGAUGGCCCCGAGCGCCCCUGCGCCGGGGGCUUCGGGUCCAUCCGCGCCGCGUACGGCGAGCUCGGCUCUGGCGGCUACUACGAGGCACAUGGGGAGGAGUACACGAACCCGCACGAGCCAGCGCUGAAGAGGGCUCUGGUCACGGCAUUUGAGGCGUGGGAACCGCUGUUGGAGCCGCCCGUGCGCCGCGUUCACGACCUGGCAUGCGGCAGCGGGGAAGCGUCGGUGGCAUUCGGCUGCUGGCGGGGGUCUGCGGGUUGCGCUCUGGACGCCUCGGACCCGUACACGCACGCAGCGUUCGAGAACCGGCUGGGGCGACCCUGCCGACGUUGGAGUUUCGAAGACGUGGCUGCUGGGGUCCUCGAGGAGGAGCAGCCGUACGACCUCGUGCUUGCCAGCUUCUGCCUGCACCUGCUCGAGAAGUCUUACCUUCACACCACGCUCGCGGCGCUGGCUCGCUCAUGCCGGCUGCUGGCGGUGGCCACGCCGCACAAGCGGCCAGACAUCGAGGGGUCCACCGGUUGGCGCCUCCGGAGCGAGUUGGUGCACGAGCGCAUCCGCAUGCGACUCUACGAGUCGGAUGGUGCCAGGAGACUCGAGGAAGGUGAGGCGAUUGCAGAGAACAAGUUCAUCGACAUUUGCAGCGCGCCGGAGGAGCAGGACGACCAGGAGGAGGCGCUCGCCGACGCGCGGGACGUCGAGGAGGUCGUCGCCCGCAUGGGGAUGGAGGGGCUGAGGGCCGCGGCGAUCGAGCGGGGGCUCAGCACCGCGGGCACGAGGGGCGAGGUGGCCGCGCGGCUCGCCGUGGCCCUGCGGGAGGAGCUCGACGCGGACGGGGCAGCCGAGGAGGAGGAGGAGCCCGAGGACGACCUCGAGGAGCUCGUCGCCGCCAUGAACCUGGCGGAGCUGCGGAAGGCGCUCGCGGAGCGGGGGCUCAGCGCGGAGGGCAGGCGGGCACAGCUCGCGGAGCGGCUGCUGGCCGCCCUGGCGGAGGCGCAGGGGGAGUCCGCCGAGGAGCUCGUGGAGGCGAUGAGCGCGGCGCAGAUGCGCUCUGCGCUGGCGGCGCGCGGCCUGGGUACCUCGGGCCGGCGGGCCGAGCUCGCCGCACGUCUGCUGGAGGCCAUGGCGGAGGACGAGGAGGGCGAGGAGUCGGAGGCGGACGGCGCUGCCGAGGAGGAGGAGGAGGACGCAGAAGGCCCAGGGGCCUCCAAGAAGGAGAAGAAGAGGCUCAAGGAGCAGAGGAAGAGGGAGAAGGAGCAGAAGGCGCAGGCCGCCGCGAGAGCCCUGGAGGAGAAGAAGCUGCGGGAGAGCGAGAGGCGAAAGGAGAGGAGGAGGUGCGCGAAGCAGGGCGAGCCGCAGGAGGAUCUCGAGAGGGAGCGACCGCCCGAGGGGAGCCGAGGCAGGAAGGCGAAGCAGAAGAACAAGAAGGAGACGGAGGGCUGCGAGCCCGACCGCAAGGAGGCCGAGGCGGGCGAUGACGCCGCAGCGACGCUGAGGACGGAGGGCGGAAGGGCCGCCGAGGAAGUCGUUGGUGAGGGCGACCGUCGGGUCGGGACAGCCGAGGAAGUCGCUGGCGAGGACGACGUCGCGACCGUCGGGUCGGCGGCAACACCAGACGCCGCCGCGGCGCCGCAGGGCUCGGAGAUCUAUGUCUGGGCCGACCCGUUGCCCGCAGACGCCGCGGCGGCCUUGGCGGAGAUGGGUGUGGCGCCCGGCGCGCGGGUCACCGAUGUGGAGCUGGCCGGGGUCGUCGCAGAGGGAGGACCCGAUGUCGCCGUGGCUUGUGGCCUCAUCAUGACGCUCUCCGAGGCCGUCCGGAGGAAGAAGCAGCUCCGCGACGCAGAAGUCGGCGGUGCUGGCCUCCGAGCCGACGGGGGCUACGCGUGGGGAGACCCGCUGCCAGCAGACAGCGCGGAAGCCUUAGCUGCGAUGGGCGUUGUGGCUGGCGCUCGAGUGAGCGAGGUGGAGCUGCAGGGCAUCCUUGCCGAGGGCGGCCCCGGAGCCGCCAUCGCCUGCGGUCUGAUCAGACCCGUCUGGGACGACGGCCAGCGCGGCGAGGGCUGCAGAGAAAAUUUAGGGGGGUUGUGGUUUCUCCUGGUUUCUGUGAAGCCGCCGCCACCAGGAAAUCCUAGUGCUUUGCUUCGUGCCGUGUGUGCCGUACUUGCGAACAUGCGCGCGCACGAGCGAUGGACCUCACGCAGGGCCGGCGGCGUCCGGUCGUCCUGUUGCUGA